Myxozyma melibiosi is the source of this 1855-nucleotide messenger RNA. RefSeq lists its product as uncharacterized. Gene Ontology annotation, cellular component: mitochondrion. Gene Ontology annotation, biological process: lactate catabolic process. The transcript has a single exon. Gene Ontology annotation, molecular function: D-lactate dehydrogenase (NAD+) activity; FAD binding; D-lactate dehydrogenase (cytochrome) activity. Lineage: Eukaryota; Fungi; Ascomycota; Lipomycetes; Lipomycetales; Lipomycetaceae. The record is from RefSeq and is a predicted model, not a curated record. Bases 77 to 1846 code for a protein of 589 amino acids.
CAUCUCCUCUUCCUCCUCCUCUUCCUCCUCCUCUUCCUCGCUCUUAUCAGACAGUCAAGGACAGUCGAGAAGAAGAAUGGUGUUUAGAAACUCGAGAACCGUCGCCGUUGCUCGUGGCGCGCAGAGGUUCGCGCGACGAUGGACGAGCAGUUCGCGCGCAAAAUCGACGUCCCCCGCCUCGGCUACUUCCCCGUCAGGCACAACCCCUCCCCCUCCUCCUCCACCCAAACAACGACCAGCUUUGCUCUACGCAGGCGUCUCUGCGCUUGCAACCGCAGGAAUUGCCACUUAUGUAUUCAAAUCAAAAGUCUCCGACGCAGCGCCGAUGACGGCCUCGUUCAGCGACCUCGCGACGUUCCUGACCUCCUCCGCGAUCCCGACCUCGCUUCUCUCGCGGCCGCGGUACGCGAGCGCGAAAGAGACCGCGCAGGCAAUUGCGGAGAUCUCGGCCGUGAUUGGAGAGGCAAACGUCACGUCCUCGCCGGGGGAAAUUGAAUCGCACUCGACAAACCCGGCGUGCACGCACCAUCCCCCCGGCGAAGACCAGCAUCCUGCCGCGAUCGUGCUGCCGGGCUCGACCGAGGACGUGUCUGCGAUCCUCAAGAUCUGUAAUCGCUACUCGGUCCCCGUGGUGCCGUACUCGGCCGGCACCUCGCUCGAGGGACAUAUUUACUCUGUGCGGCCGGGCGGGAUCUGCAUCGACUUUCGACGGAUGAACGCGAUCCUUGCCGUGCACGAAGACGAUCUCGACGUCGUCGUGCAAGCCGGCGUGCCGUACGCGGAAAUCAACUCUGCGCUCGCGCCGCUCGGUCUCGUGCUGGGCUCUGACUGCGCGCCGUCGGCGCAGAUCGGGGGGAUGGUAGCCACGAACGCGUCGGGGAUCAACGCGGUCAGUUACGGCGCGAUGAAAGAAAACACGAUCGCGCUCACGGCCGUGCUCGCGGACGGAACGGUGAUCAAGACGCGUCAGCGGCCGCGCAAGUCGAGCGCGGGGUAUAACCUCACCGGCCUGCUCGUCGGCAGCGAGGGCACGCUUGCGGUCGUGACGGAGGCGACGCUCAAGAUCCACGUGAAGCCAAAGGUUGAGAAAGUUAUUGUUGCGCAGUUCAAGACUACGCGGGACACGACCGACGCGGUCGCGGAUAUCUUCCGCGCGGGGAUCAAGCCCGGUGCGCUCGAGUUGCUGGACGAUCGCAUGAUGAAGGCGCUCAAUCUCGCGCACAUGACGACGCGCGAGUGGCUUGAGACGCCGUCGCUUUUCAUCCGCGUCGGGGGCGUGAACGAGAAAGUACUGGGUGAGUACACGAAAGCGAUCAAGACUGCGUGUGAUGCGCACGCCUGUGCUGCGUUCGUGCCGGCGCGGAAUCAAGCUGAAGGAGAGGAACUGUUUCUUGCGCGCAAGAAUGCGCACUACGCGUGCUUGGACUACGGGUACGAGACGUUUGGCCCCGAGUGCCGGAUGUGGGGUACGGAUGUUGCGGUGCCGCUUUCGCGACUGAGUUAUGUGCUUGAGGAGACGCGCAAGGAUUUCGACGCGCACGGCAUUGUCUCGUGCGUGCUGGGCCACGUCGGCGACGGAAACUUCCACACAAAUAUCUACUUCCUAUCCGAUCAGGAGGCGCGCGUGCGGGAAAUCACGGACCGGAUGGUUAAGCGCGGGUUGGAGAACGAGGGGACCUGUACGGGCGAGCAUGGGGUCGGGAAUGGCAAGCGCGGGUAUCUCGAGCUGGAGCUGGGGCCGAGCACGGUCGAUGCGAUGAGAAAGUUGAAGAUGGCGUGGGAUCCAAAGAGGAUUUUGAAUCCGGAUAAGGUGUUUAAGAUUGAUCCUGAGGAUACCGGGUUUUGAGUAGAUCAA